Messenger RNA from Ceratosolen solmsi marchali, 2755 nucleotides. RefSeq names its product Octopamine receptor in mushroom bodies (gene Oamb). Lineage: Eukaryota; Metazoa; Arthropoda; Insecta; Hymenoptera; Agaonidae. The transcript has 11 exons. Gene Ontology annotation, biological process: G protein-coupled receptor signaling pathway. The coding region runs from base 135 to 1862 and encodes 575 amino acids. Gene Ontology annotation, molecular function: G protein-coupled receptor activity. The record is from RefSeq and is a predicted model, not a curated record. Gene Ontology annotation, cellular component: plasma membrane.
AAACAAUCGAAAGUCACUCGGCCGCUCGAGGUGGUUGCUCACUCUUUCAGGAUAAUCUAGCCGGAAAUGAGGCGGCUGCACAUCGCCAGCAGCGAGCCGAGGGACUAGUCGGAGGACGCUGUUGGCCUCGUAAGAUGCGGAAGCUGAACGAGAGCGCAUGCAACGCGUUGUAUACGGCCGUGGAGUGGUCGGGACCGGGGAUCGUCGUGACCCUGGCUGUUCUCGCGGUGGUCAACGUAAUGGUUGUCCUGGGCAAUGUCCUCGUUAUAGCCGCUGUUUACAACAGCAUUAAAUUAAGAAACGUUACCAACAUGUUCAUCGUUAGCUUGGCUGUUGCCGAUCUUAUGGUCGGAGUCGCUGUCUUGCCCUUCAGCGCUACCUGGGAGGUUUUCAAGGUAUGGAUCUUUGGAGAUAUUUGGUGUUCAAUAUGGUUAGCGGUUGAUGUAUGGAUGUGUACGGCUUCGAUUCUGAAUCUCUGUGCCAUAAGUCUAGACAGAUACUUGGCUGUUACACGUCCAGUCAAAUAUCCUCAGAUAAUGUCACCAAAAAGAGCAAGACUACUUGUCGCCAUUGUUUGGGUGCUUAGUUUUAUCAUUUGCUUUCCGCCAUUAGUUGGCUGGAAAGAUCAAAAGGAUGAUGACGUGACGCAAAAUGUUACGUUUUUCGAAAAUGGUACAUACAAUGCUACCAUUAUCAUUGUACCAGUCGAGCCGUGUCGAUGGAUUUGUGAGCUUACAAAUGAUGCUGGUUAUGUCGUUUAUAGCGCCCUUGGAUCGUUCUACAUACCAACACUGAUAAUGUUGUUUUUCUAUUGGCGAAUUUACAAUGCUGCUGUUUCGACUACGAGAGCGAUAAAUCGAGGCUUUCGCACAACUAAGAGCUCUAAGAUGAUGGGAUCGAGAUUCGACGAGCAGCGGUUAACUUUGAGAAUACACAGAGGACGGGCAAGCGAGUAUAACCGAAGCAAUGGUAGUCCACGCAGCAGCGAGUGCACAAACUCGCGUAGUCCAUCGAGGCGCGAGAGGAUUAAGAUUUCGGUAUCCUACCCCAGUACCGAGACUCUCAAUACUAAGUGUAACAGCGCACUGGAGAGGACACCUUCGAGGUGCUCACAGUCGUCUGUGCACUACAGCAACGGCCAGACUCAGAGCCAGCUGUUCCCGUCUUCCAGAGGAACUCACUUGAAGGUUGGAAGCAUCAGUAGAAUGGGAAGCACUAGAAGAUCGAGUCGGCGCAGUAGUUGCGAAAGUCAAGUAACUGGAGAUGUCGUAUUGCUCCGGGAAUUGACUCCAGGGACAAACGAGGACAAACCCCGUGUAAUGAAAAUGGGUAAACGAAAUAUAAAAGCUCAGGUGAAACGCAUCCGUAUGGAGACGAAAGCUGCAAAAACACUGGGUAUAAUUGUCGGUGGAUUCAUCCUCUGUUGGCUUCCCUUUUUCACGAUGUACCUAGUUCGAGCUUUUUGCCCAAACUGCAUUCAUCCAACGGUCUUCAGCAUCCUGUUCUGGUUGGGAUAUUGCAAUUCCGCGAUAAAUCCGUGUAUUUACGCCCUUUUCAGCAAGGACUUUCGUUUCGCUUUCAAGAACAUCAUCUGCAAUUGUUUUUGCAAACAACGCGCGAAUACAUUGCGCCGCGGUAGCGAUGGCAGCCAAUUAACAACAAGCAUCUUGGAAAGUACAACGCAUGUAAAGAACUAUCUGUUUCAUUGUUUUAUUUCAUUACCAACAUCAUCGAAUUUCAAGCAAAUCAAUAUGAAAUAUCAUUGUACAUAUUUCAUUUUUCAGAAACGAGCGGAGUCCCGGGCGCACGCGAUGCGGUACGUCGCAAGGCUUUUCGAUCGAGGACUCAGAUCCCGGAUCUGACGCCAACAUCCACUCACAAAGUGACUCCAGAUGACUAUAGCACCUCGGGUUCGGCACACAGUGCUUCACCUUAAAUGCUCUAGCGACCCUCGAAGAUUCUCAUCGCGAAAGUGAAGCGAGACGAAGGGUCUCUUUUGGCGGCGUUGAGACGAGGCGAGCCGACGACCUGGAGACGAUUGAUGUCGACCGGAUAUCUUUUACGGGCGCGAACGACCAUAACGACGACAACGAGAUGGAAACCAAACAGACAGGAGCUAAGCCGCAUUCGAAUUGAAUGAUUGCAAAGAUAAAUUCUAUUGGAAAGGAUGCGGAUUAUCAUCCAUAUUUUCCAAUCCAAAUGACGAUGAAUCACCGGUAGUCGCGUAAAAAAAGUGAAAAAUUUGUUACCUAAAGUGAAAAUUGUAUAAAUAGUUAAAUGAAAAUAUUUGCAAAGUUGCAUUAUAACGGACAGAAAGAAGGUGUUGUUUUAACGUGUAGGAAUACAUAUAACCAAAGCACAAACGUAUAAAUAUGUCGGAAAAGAAUAGAAAAACAUACGUAAAUAUUAUGAAUAUUGUUAUAUCGAUGAGAUUCCGAUUUUUCACAAACAUGUAACUUUUUUGGUGAACUCGGAAACUGAAUAAAUAAUGUAUUGCUGCUAUGCGGUUAAUCAAUGUUAUACGUUCCGAUAUAUUCUAUACAUAAAGUUUUGCGUUUAUAACGCCUUUUUGCUAACAUUUUCGCUUACUAAGCGCAACCUGCCCUUUUUUAAAAAGCGAUCAAAGAACGCAAUUCUGUAUAAACUAAACAAUUCAACAAAGUGUUACCAAACUUUAAAAAAAAGUGUAAUUUUAAUCGUAUAAAUACAGAGAAAGUUGUGAUUCAUAUCACAUGUAUUAUUUAUUGAACCUUCG